This is a messenger RNA of Harpia harpyja (harpy eagle), 479 nucleotides long. It is a transcript of the gene NDUFB11, whose product is annotated as NADH:ubiquinone oxidoreductase subunit B11. The record is from RefSeq and is a predicted model, not a curated record. The transcript is spliced from 3 exons. The coding region runs from base 32 to 454 and encodes 140 amino acids. NCBI's taxonomy places the organism in Eukaryota, Metazoa, Chordata, Aves, Accipitriformes, Accipitridae.
GAAGUGGCGGGGCGGGAAUUCCGCCGGGAAGAUGGCGGCGGCAGCGGUGGGGAGGGCGCUGCGGGCGCUGCGGGUCAGGACAAUGGCGGCCGGGACGCGGGGCCGCUCGGCGGGACCGCCGGGGGCCGUGGCGCUACCGCAGGUGCCGCUGGGGGCGGAUCCUCACGAGGAGGAGCCAAUGGCGGUGGCCCAGAAGAAGAACCCCGAUUACCAUGGCUUUUCGGCGGACCCGGACGCUGAUGUCCUCAACAUGCGGGCGGUUUUCUUCGCCGGCGUCUCUGUCGCCAUUGUCCUCGGCACCGUCUUCCUCCAUUACCUGCCUGACUACGGGCUGCAGCAAUGGGCCCGGCGCGAGGCCGAGCUCCAGAUCCGGGAGCGGGAGAGUCGGGGGAUGCCGCUGCUGGACUCCAACUACUACAACCCUGCCCGCCUCACCCUGCCCCCCCCAGAGUGAAACAACCCCCCCCGACACCUGGGUG